UGUUGUAUAUAGUUUGUUUUUUAUGAUAAAUAAAGUUUAUUUUGGAACAAAAAAAAAUAAAUUGUAUUGUGAAAGGUGCAAAUACUGUGUUUCAUCUUUCGGUUUUUUUAUUAAUCAUAGAACGAUACAGGCUCUUCGGCCCACAACCGACCUUUAAACCUCGCCUAAUACUAUCUAACGCCUUCCUCCCACACAUCCCUGUGGAGAUGUUUGGGGGAAGUAAGUCGGAGCUGCGGUGAAAUGGAGGCAGAGCCUGGAGCGCGUCACCGCCAGACCCGUCCAAUGAUCGAGUGCACACGCACACAGCAAGCAAAACCGAGAGCGGCGAAUGGUUUCCGGCAUCCGCAGCCGUUUGUGCCUCUCUGCAGCUACUCCGUUUUCAAUGUCGGCUCCGGUGUAAAGCGGCUUUCCGGGGAGCAGGGGGAAUCACGUAACCGGCCGGGAGGAUGUUCCGUCAUCUCCGCAGGGAAGGAUUUUUCAUUUGAAGAACUGGAUACAAUUUCAUACAAAUUUGUUGUAUUUUAUAAAGUAUUACUACUUUACGCAUAGGGAAAGGACCGUGAAACAGACAUUUAAUCUUCAUAAAGAACUGAUACCCAGGGCAUAGGAGAGGAGCCGUGAGAAAACAUCGAGCCCUAGGAAAAUGUCAAAGAAACCCGAGAGGAGGGAAUCUUUGUGAGUAGGAGGCAGUAAAUAUACUAAAGGAUGUGUCCAUUUCCAAUGGAGACUGAGAAGUGGAAACCACUGCCUGUUAUCCUAAAAAUCUCACUGUUAACAGCAUUGCUCAUCAUUGGAUGGACAUCUGUUGAUCGUGAACAUGUGUUCCCUUUCUCAGCAAAUCUCAAGAAUCAUGUCUGGGACAGGAGGUUGCAUGGAUUGGAAUCCAUCGAUAACCUAAUAAUGCUUAAAAGAAGAAAUAGGGAUCAGCAGACGAUCCAAAUUUCAGCUGGUGUGGAAAAGCUAGAGGUGGUAGCCCCAACUCCACAUGUUUUGCUCUUAAUCAUCUUGAUUGUUACCUAUAUAAUACGUCAAGAAAAUUGUGAAGCAUGGUCAUUAUCAGGUACAAGAGAUGACAAGUUCAAAAAGAUUUUUUUCCUUCUUCUACUGGUUUUUCAACUUCCAAUGAUAACUGCUUGUGAUCCAGGGGAGUAUGACUAUAAUGGUGUCUGUUGUUCAUUGUGUUCUGCAGGCAGUUUUGUAUCUAGACACUGCACUGUUCUGACGGGCACAACAUGUAAUCCAUGUACAGCUGGAGAAUAUAUUGAACAUCCCAAUGGACUAGAGAAAUGUUUUAAGUGUAAAACCUGUGAUCAAGAGCUGGGACUUCAGAUUAAACAAGAAUGUACUUACGUUCGCAAUACGAUAUGUGAGCCCAGGGAAGGAUAUUAUUGCAUUGACAACUGUCAGUUGGCCAGAAAGCACACAACAUGCCCACCUGGUCAAGGAGUUAAAGAGAAAGGAACACAUUUGAAAGAUACAGUGUGUGGGGAGUGUCCUGAUGGAACAUUUUCAAGCAGUGAUUCUUCAACAGAAGAGUGUAAGGAAUGGACAGUAUGUGAAAAGCUCAACCUUAAACAGGUUGAACCAGGGAGCACUGAAGCUGAUGUGAAGUGUGGAAAAGUGCACAACCCAGCAAUUGUAGCUUCUGCCGUCUCUGUUUCUUUGAUUGGAAUUGUUGUGAUUGCCACCGUGACAGGUUAUUUUUCUUGGAAACACAGACACAAAACACGUGAGCAAAAUGGAGCAGUGAAUCAGGUUGGCACUGCAGAAGAACAAAGUACCAUGAUCUGAAAUGGGGAAGAGUCUCAUGCAAGGUAACCAAGAAUACCCUGAAAUGCAGCCUUCAAGCCACCUCAAAUCUUUUCAUCCAAUGUUGAAAAGUUCAGACUUUGCCAUUCUGUCAUUGAACGUGGCCCAGAUCUUCCAUCUGGUAUCUUCAAAUAAUCAUCCUUCAGAUAACCAGCAACGAAACACUAAAGAACUCGUAUGAAAGGAGAAAAUUGAUUUUGCGAGAAAACUUGUACAGAUUUUUAUAGAAGAAUUUUUAAAUAAAUUUUUAAAAGGAAGAAGGUGACUAAGAUAAGUUGGGACCUCUGGAGAUUGAGGCUGGCAAAUUAAUUUCAGGAAAGCUGAGACCAACCAACAAGUGAUGGGAGGCAGUGAGAGCUCCUGUACAAUCUCCACUUCACCUCAACUUUGCCAACUGGACCAACUUGCCUUUUGAAAGGCCACAGCUUGCACAUUUUCAUGUAUAGUUAAGAAAUUUAACAUUGAGAUUUAACAAUGUAUAUGUGUACAUGUAUAGACCAGGCAGCAUCCGUGGAGAAAAGCAGGCGGUCAAUGUUUCGGGUCAGGACCCUUCGUCAGGACUGAAGGUAGGAAAAGGGGA
Pristis pectinata (smalltooth sawfish) is the source of this 2389-nucleotide messenger RNA. RefSeq names its product tumor necrosis factor receptor superfamily member 14-like. The coding region runs from base 706 to 1791 and encodes 361 amino acids. The transcript is spliced from 15 exons. Gene Ontology annotation, molecular function: protein binding. Gene Ontology annotation, biological process: positive regulation of peptidyl-tyrosine phosphorylation; negative regulation of alpha-beta T cell proliferation; defense response to Gram-negative bacterium. Gene Ontology annotation, cellular component: external side of plasma membrane. The record is from RefSeq and is a predicted model, not a curated record. Lineage: Eukaryota; Metazoa; Chordata; Chondrichthyes; Rhinopristiformes; Pristidae.